This is a messenger RNA of Amphibalanus amphitrite, 891 nucleotides long. RefSeq names its product serine/arginine repetitive matrix protein 1-like. Bases 1 to 891 code for a protein of 296 amino acids. The transcript is spliced from 7 exons. The record is from RefSeq and is a predicted model, not a curated record. Lineage: Eukaryota; Metazoa; Arthropoda; Thecostraca; Balanomorpha; Balanidae.
AUGCAAUCCUCAAGUUCUCCUCCGGGCCGGGCCGCUCGCUCGCCGCCGCGCCGCUCCCGCUCGACACCACGUCGCUCUCGCUCGCCGCCGCCUCGCUCCCGGUCACCGGAGCGCCGUGUACUGCCUGCCGACCUGAGCCAGCCCCCGCCCGGAUACACUGCGCCGCCGCCACAUCAGUCGGCCAUCAACUACAGCAGCGUUCCCUUGGACGACCCUCUCGCCGAGUUCAACCGUCUGAUGCGUCAGAAGGACCUGCGGGACGGCCGCACCAAGCGCCGCUCGUUCUCACCGCGCGGCCGCUCGCUGUCUCCUCGCUCUCUGAGCCGGUCCCGGUCGCGCAGCCCGCCGCCUAAACGGCGUCAGUCCAGGUCGCCGCCGCCCCGGCGCCGCUCGCCCAGCCGCUCACCGCGCCGGUACAGCCGCUCGCCGCUGACCAGUCGCCGCCAGAGCCGGUCGCCGUCGCCGCCGCCUCGACGACGCCGGUCGGUGUCGUUCUCUCGCUCGCCGUCCCCGCGUAAGGUGCGUCAGCUGUCCCCGGUGGGCCGGCGACCGCUCAGCCCGGCCGGCGGCUACGGCCGGCGCGGGGAGCCCAGCCCGCCGCUCGGCUACGGCCGAGAGCCGCCGCCGCCCAUCGCCGACCAGUAUGGCCGGUACCGCGCCGGGGACUACUACGGGAUGCCUCCGGCCGCCGCCGGCCGCGACUACCCGGGCCAGCGUCCGCCCGUGGGCGCCGACUACUACCCGCCGCCGCUGGGCGGGGGCGGGGGCGGCCGCGGCGCGCCGGCCGGCACGCGCGGCCGCUACGGCCAGCCGCCGCCGCCGCCGCGCGGUGUUAUAGGCGGGUAUGAGUCGGCCCCGGCCGCCUGGCAGGACGGCUACCCGAGGCACUGA